AUGUCCUAUAACGUCCUUACUGGUUCACUUCCUUCUUCCCUGUUUAACCUGUCUUCUUUAUGUACUUUUUCUGUGCACAAAAAUUACCUUUCUGGAAGUUUUCUUGAUGUUGAUCUCUGCCAUUCUUGGCCUAGACUUCAAUUCCUUUCUCUUACUGACAACAAAUUCACUGGCCAGCUUCCUUACCUCAGCAAUUGUACAGAGCUUGUCAUAUUGUCUUUAUCACAAAACAAGUUUGUGGGAAAAAUUCCAGUAGAUAUUGGCAACUUCAAAAACCUUGAAGAACUUUAUCUUGAUUUUAAUGGCCUCACUGGUACUAUACCUCCUACCAUAGGUAACUUGUCCAGCUUGAAAUCCUUGGGUUUAACGCAGAAUAACGUUAAGGGAAGCAUACCUCGUGAUUUAGGACGUCUUUCUAGAUUGGUCAAAUUUUUGAUUCGUAGGAAUGGCCUAAGCGGACCAGUGCCUCCAGAAAUAUUCAAUAUCUCUUCUCUGCAAGUUAUUGAAGCAUCCGAUAAUGCCCUUUCAGGAAAGUUUCCUUCCUCUUCUGCAGUUCGGCUUCCUAGCAUUGAAUUCAUCUCUUUUGCUAACAAUAAAAUUACUGGACAUGUCCCAUCCUAUUUUGCAAAUUUUACAAAGCUCCAUUCAUUUCAGGUUAAAAACAACUCUCUCUACGGACCAAUUCCCAAGAAUUUUGAAUUAGUUCUGUCUGAGAAUCCUUUAAAUGGCACCAUACCAAACUCCUUUGGAAAUUCUUCUUCUCCUCUCCAGUUGUUUUGCAUAGACAAGUGCCAGAUUAAGGGCCACAUACCCAAGGGAAUUGGUUCUUUGAAAAGCUUGACGCGCCUUUGUUGGGCUAACAACAAUCUGAGUGGAAAUAUACCAGAGUCAAUUGGAGGUUUGGAGAGGCUGCAAAGAUUGAAUCUUGGCAACAACAGUAUAGAAGGUUCUAUUCCCGACGAGCUUUGUCUUUUGAGGAACCUGGGGGAACUAUCACUACAAAAUAAUAAAAUCUCUGAAUCAAUCCCAACUUGCAUAGGAAACCUCAUCCACCUUCAGAGUGUUUUCCUAAGUUCCAAGAGAUUGACAUCAUCAGUACCAUUGGGUUUAUGGGACCUUGAAAAUCUCCUGUUCCUAGAUCUGUCAAUCAAUUCUUUUUAUGGGAACUUACCUCCAAGGUUGAGCAAGUUGAAUGCUAUUCAAGAGAUAGAUUUAUCUCAAAACCAAUUUACCGGAAACAUUUCAAGCACCAUAGGCAGUUUGCAAACUCUGAGCUCUCUUAAUCUGUCACACAACUUCUUUACAGGUUCUGUUCCACAAACUUUUUGUGAUCAGCUGAAAGGGUUGGAAUUGUUGGACUUAUCAUUCAAUAAUCUUUCUGGUGCAAUACCAAAGUGUCUUGAGAAACUCAAAUUUCUCAAUUACUUAAAUCUCUCGUUCAACUACCUGUCCGGAGAGGUCCCUUCUGGAGGACGUUUCCUCAACUUCAGUGCCCAGUCAUUUUUGGAGAAUAAAGUACUAUGUGGGAGACGAGAGUUUGGAGUCCCACCUUGCACGACUCAUAGGACGCAAAAAUCAAAAGUGGCCACUCGUUUGCUGGCCAAAUAUGUUCUUCCAGCCAUUGCAUCAACACUGAUUCUCAUAGCCCUCUGUUACAUGUUGACAAGGUAUGGAGAAAGAAAGAGAGGCAAGACUUCGAGUUCAGCUGAACAGUUAACAACAGUGGAGCAUAUUGUGAUAUCAUAUCAAGAACUCCGUCAGGCUACAAAUGACUUUUGUGAAAGAAACUUGCUUGGAGUGGGAAGUUUUGGCUCGGUGUACAAGGGGAUACUGUCUAAUGGGAUAACCAUUGCUGUCAAAGUUCUUAAGCUGGAAAUGGAGGGUGCUGUAAAAAGUUUUGAUGCAGAAUGCAAGGUGUGGAGAACAAACCGGCAUAGGAAUCUUGUUAAGGUCAUAACUACAUGUUCUAGCCCUGAAAUAAGAGCUUUGGUGCUGCAGUACAUGUCUAAUGGCAGUCUUGAGAAGUGGUUAUACUCUCACAACUACUGUCUCAGUAUCCUGCAAAGAGUGAGCAUGUUAAUCGAUAUUGCAUCUGCUUUGGAAUAUCUCCAUCAUGGUCAUGCAGAAACCGUGGUGCACUGUGAUGUGAAGCCUGGCAAUGUCCUUCUUGAUGAAGACAUGGUUGCACAUCUUGCAGACUUCGGUCUCGCAAAAAUUUUAGCAAAAAAUAAAGACGCAACACAGACAAGAACCAUCGGUACUGUGGGUUAUGCAGCGCCAGAGUAUGGUUCUGCAGGAAAAGUGUCCAGAAGUGGUGAUGUUUAUAGCUUCGGGAUAAUGUUGCUGGAAAUAAUGGCGAGAAAGAAACCUACUGAUGAAAUGUUUGCUGGAGAAGUGACUUUGAGGCAAUGGGUAAAUGUGUCUAUCCCUGAUAAUGUUCUAGAAGUGGUGGAUGCUGGCUUAUUGAGCUUAGAAGAGGGAAGAGACAUGUUUGCCACAGAAUCUAUCCUUAUGUUCAUCCUCGAAAUAGGCUUGAGGUGUUCCGAAGAAGUAGCAGAGGAUAGAAUGGACAUCAAGGAUGUGGUGCCCAAGCUCAAGAAAAUAAAAGUGGCACUACAAGAAUGAGACAGCUGAGGUGUUUAACAUCCAUCCUUUAGCCUUGGGCCCUGGGCUUUUUCUAUUUGCAUAGCGCUGUUAUUUCUCAGUUUUCAG
Messenger RNA from Rosa chinensis, 2712 nucleotides. RefSeq names its product receptor kinase-like protein Xa21. The record is from RefSeq and is a predicted model, not a curated record. The transcript has 3 exons. Gene Ontology annotation, biological process: protein phosphorylation. Gene Ontology annotation, molecular function: protein kinase activity; protein binding; ATP binding. NCBI's taxonomy places the organism in Eukaryota, Viridiplantae, Streptophyta, Magnoliopsida, Rosales, Rosaceae. The coding region runs from base 1 to 2625 and encodes 874 amino acids.